Podospora anserina S mat+ is the source of this 672-nucleotide messenger RNA. RefSeq lists its product as uncharacterized. Bases 1 to 672 code for a protein of 223 amino acids. The record is from RefSeq and is a predicted model, not a curated record. The transcript has a single exon. Gene Ontology annotation, cellular component: nucleus; cytoplasm. Gene Ontology annotation, biological process: protein modification process; mRNA splicing, via spliceosome. Lineage: Eukaryota; Fungi; Ascomycota; Sordariomycetes; Sordariales; Podosporaceae. Gene Ontology annotation, molecular function: protein binding; protein tag activity.
AUGGCGGAUGCAGACCCACCACCUCGUCGCCGGUCACGAUCACGAAGUCGAUCCCCGCCUAGACGACCAAAAGCCAGCGGCGGGUUCAAAUGGAAAGAGAAACGUCCUACUACUAGCGAAGACAGUCGCGGCGGUGGUCGAGACAGCAGCGACAAGAACCUCCAGCGCGGCUACCGCGACCGCUCGCCCCGGCGUGAUCGCGAUCGGGAUGAUAGACGGGAUAGAGACCGCGACAGCAACAACGAUCGCUCAAGGCAAAAUCGCUCCCCGACCAGACGAGACCACGACUCUGCUGCUGCCCCCCGGGAACGGGAUGCCACUCGUGACAGGCGCCGCUCCCCAAGACGAGAGCGCUCGCCACGACGGGACAGACCAAGGGAUAAGCCAAGAGAAGAAAAGAAGGAGAAGCCCAGGCAACCCAUCGCGCCACAAGAAGAAAUGAUUGUCGUCACGGUGAAUGAUAGACUGGGCACCAAAGCCCAGAUCCCCGCUUUUCCCUACGACACGGUCGGCCAGUUCAAGAUUAUGGUCGCCAUGAAGGUUGGCCGGGAGCCGCACGAGAUUUUGCUCAAGAGGCAGGGGGAGAGGCCGUUUAAGGAUCAUAUCACGCUGGGGGAUUACGGGGUUAGUAAUGGGGUGCAGGUUGAUUUGGAGGUUGAUACUGGGGAUUAA